This is a messenger RNA of Mytilus trossulus (common blue mussel), 3114 nucleotides long. RefSeq lists its product as uncharacterized. The transcript is spliced from 13 exons. Gene Ontology annotation, biological process: signal transduction. Gene Ontology annotation, molecular function: protein binding. The coding region runs from base 1 to 3114 and encodes 1037 amino acids. The record is from RefSeq and is a predicted model, not a curated record. Lineage: Eukaryota; Metazoa; Mollusca; Bivalvia; Mytilida; Mytilidae.
AUGAGAGAAAAAGAGUAUGUGAAGGAGGGAGGAUGGACAGCAUUAAUGUAUGCUGCCAGUGAAGGACACCUGGAGAUCUGUAGACUCCUCAUUGAUACAGGAUGUAAGAUUGACAUCACAGACGAGGAUGGAUGGACAGCAUUAAUGUUUGCUGCCAGGGGAAGACACCUGGAGAUCUGUAGACUCCUCAUUGAUACAGGAUGUAAGAUCGACAUCACAGAUGAUGAUGGAUACACAGCUUUACAUUUGGCUGCUAGGGAGGGAUAUCUACAGACCACACAAUAUCUGGUAGAACAAGGAGGUGCCAGUCCCUUGAUUAAAACACAUGAGGGUAAGACUCCAUACGAUCUAGCAGCUAAAGAAGAAAAGGGGCAGUAUAAGGAAGUGAUGGAAUACUUACAGGAACUAUCAAAUCCAAUUUUGACCAAACUCAGACAGUUAAAUAGAAAUGAGUUCCAGGAUCUUGUAGCUCUCGGAACAUUUGCUUCCUAUGAAAACAGGGUUUAUUUGUUUGGGCCUUGUAACAUUGGGAAAUCGUCGCUUGCAAGUAUUCUUAUCGGCGAGGAAAUUCCAAAGACGUGGUUUUCAACUGAUGGACUAAUUAUUCAUUUUGGAAGAAAUGGCAUCGACUUACAACAACGAAAGAUGAUUCCAUUGGAAAAAGGUAGUGGUGAUGUUUUAGCAAAACUACUUCUCGGGAAUCCAGAAUUAAAGAAACAACCAAGUCUGCAAGAUGAGAGUAUAGAAAAAAAUCCAGGUGAUCCAAAGUCUAAUGUUAAAACAAAGGGAAAUCAAUUAAAUCUAUCGAAUGUAAAUCUGGGUCCUUCAAAUCAGGAACACAUGUCAUCGAAAUCCAAUCAGGAGACAUCAAAAGACUUCAAGGAACAACCAAUCCAUACUGCUAAUUCCAUUCAAGAUGACUUAUUGGUAAAGAUUAAGAAAGGUACAAAUAUCAUGAAUAUAGCACCAUCAGAUCUGGUCGAUUUUGGUGGACAAAAAUCAUUUGAUAUGACCCAUCAGUUAUUUAUCCAGCACAGGGGAACGUUCAUUCUGAUGUUUGAUGGACGUAAAGGCCUUUAUACAGAAUUAGAAGAAUAUCCGCAAGGAGAUGUUACUGCUGCAUCUAUUCUGGAGCAUUGGAUUAAUUCUGUAUUGACCUACUGUAACAAAACUGAAGAUAAAAUGCCAAGAAUUUUGUUUGCGGCCACUCAUAGUGAUAGCUUCUCAGAGGAUGAGCAAAAGAAACUGGUGCUUAAAUUCAAAGAAGAACUGCGGAAAAUGUUUUCCUUACACAAGCUUCAUGAGCAUAUCAUGUAUGACAAUGUCUUUUUCAUGAAUGCAACGGAUGCAGCAGAUCGAGAUGUUGAGCGCUUGAAGGAUACAUUAGUUGAUAUCGCCUUUCAGCAGUCAACAUGGGGACAACAGAUGCCGAUUGUUUGGGUGCCUCUUGAUUUACAGAUAUCAGAUAUGAGAGCAGAGGGAGUAAAGUUGAUAACAAAGAAGAGACUUUUAGAGAUAAACAAAUCUAAUAAUGAAUUUGCUCUAAAUGAAAGAAGAGUAGACGAUUUCUUACUUGUUCAGCACUCAAUCGGAAAGCUGUUGUAUUUCGAUGAACCUGCUUUAAGAGAUUUCAUUGUCAUUCAACCUUCAGCAAUGGUCAAUAUCCUGAGAGCCUUUGUUACAGACAUAAUGUUUUGGCCAGAAAAAGGACCUGUUCGAGACAUACUUGAAAAAUUAUCAUCUACUGGAGUUCUAAAGAAGACAGAUCUAAUUACUCUUUGGUCACAACCAGCUUUCAAGGAAAUUUUGACCGAUAUCAGAACAAAGGAAUAUAUAGUGCAAGUCCUCCUCCAUCUAGAUAUCCUUGUAGAACCUAAAAGAUACACUGAAACGGAAGUUGCUGCAGAUUCUUUUCUAGUACCCUGCAUUGUGAAGGAAAAUAUUCCACAAAAAAUGCGCAGAAAUGCAACAGACGACAAAACACUAUGCAUAGCUUAUCAUCUGAAGGAGACAGUAGUUCCAUCUGCUUUGUCGUUCAAGCUUAUAGGGGCUGCUAUUAGCAUCUGGCCUCUGAAAGUAGACGCCUCUCGGUUUUGUCUUUAUUUUCAAGCUGCAAUUAUGGAUGCUGACAACAGAAAUGAACUUCAAAUUCAUGUUAAAGGGCAGAGAAUAUUUGCAUACCUCAUCAAUGACGAGUCAAAGCAGCUCAUAUCACCAGAUCUAGCAACAACAACACAGGAAUGCCUAACUUUGGCACUUGAACGAAUUCUUCAGUUUUACCAUCGUUGUUUUGGUAAACAAAGUCACCAUUUAAUGUCAGAUCUGUUUGAAAUAGAAGUCGGAGAAGUAUGCAAAGGCGAAACGUGCUUACUUCCAUUAUGUGAUGCUAAAACAAGAAAGUCUUGGAUAUGCAAGAAUGGAAUAGAACAUAAAACCAAAAUUUCUCUGAACUGGGUUUUCGAUAAGAAUAAAGAGACUUGUGACGAAAACUGCAAUGGUCUUGGCUCAGAAAUGCUCCUCCUAGAACCAAAUGAUCAUCAUUUCGUCCAUUUAGCACAAAUAAUGGGGAUUGAUGAGUUUCGUGAAUUCUUGAUUCAUCUAGGUAUCAGCACAGCUGAUUACGAAAAAUUGAAUCAUUGUUAUUACUCAAAUCCAAUGAAUUUUAUGUUGAUGGGGUUGUUUAAAUGGAGGGAUAAGGCAGAAAUUGACCAAUCAAUAUCAACAUUUGAGGAAUUGAUGAGAGCUCUGACAGCUAUUGAUAGAAAACAUUAUCUUUGCAAGGUACAGAGAGAGGACCAUAGUUUGAUGGUAAAAUCUCACAGUCUCCUUCAAGAUGUUCCACCAGAAGAGGUAAUUAAAGCUUUGACACAAAAGAACCUAAUAGGUGACUGCGUUGUUCACUUUGGUAUUGAACUGGGUCUUACCAGUGUGGACAUCAGUAAGACUUUGUACAAUUUCCAAAGGGAUUUAGAUGGUCAAAUACAUGAUCUUCUUAUGAAAUGGAUGAAGACAGAUGGGAAGAAACCAACAAUAUACUGGUUGAUGGUGGCUUUAAAACGUGUUCAAGCAGUGAAAGGAUUCAACUAUGUGAAGAAAAAAUAUUGUGUUGAAUAA